AUGUCCGACGACGAAGAGUUUUACGACGAAUACGACGAAGACAUCUUCUGGGUGGAAGAACCCGACCCGACCGUCGCCGACGACCUUGCCGCAACAGCCACUGCCACCAAUGACUUCAUCUUCUAUGACGACCCCGCUCUCGAAGCCGAAGACUUCUUCAGCGACUGGGACGAUCUCUCCGACGACUACUAUGACCAAGACCCCACCGUAGUCCGCCGCCAGCGCGCCCUUAAUGCCCUGUCCCAAACCCCAGCAGCGGGUAUCCCGCCUACAAAACGCACCCGAAAGCCCACCACCAAGACCCCGCAGUUCGAUAUGGCAGCAUUCCAGGGCGUCGUGUGGAAAAGCCCCAGUGAUGAGGUCAAGAUCGCGCUGCAUGAGCCGGGCGCGGGCGAAAAGGUGGCCCUGCUGAAGAAUUGGAGGGAGGUGUUUCGGAAUUCGCAUCCCGCGAUUGGGCGCGUCAGGGUACGAAAAGAUGGGAGGGAGUGGGUGGCUGGUGCUGGAGUGGUGGCUGCAGAGGAUCUGUAUAGUGAUGAGGAUGAGGAUGCAGAUGUGGAGGACGGGGAUGAAGAUGAUGUGGAAGUGGACGUGGAGGAGACAAAUGGAGAAAGCAAUGGGGUGGGUAUUGAGGAGCCCGCUGAUCUAGAGAUUGUUGAGCAGGAGGAAGAGGCGGAGGUCAACGGCGAUCACCCCGAUGCGGUCGAGCCGGCUGAUUCCCUCGAGGUCAAGAAGUCGAAACCGAACGGGGUUGUCGCGAUCGCGGGCAAACCAGCGACAAGAGGUCGGAAGCGCAAGGCUGGAGACGAAACUUACCCCGUCCCGGAACCGACCAACAGGCCAAGAUCGAAACGCAUCGCGACUCAGAAAGUUGGGGAGACGAAAGAGUCUCACUCCGCACCACCGUCGGGCCCGGUGAGGCGGUCGGCCAGAAAUAAAAAGUAG
Molecule: messenger RNA, 942 nt
Organism: Aspergillus ibericus CBS 121593
Lineage: Eukaryota; Fungi; Ascomycota; Eurotiomycetes; Eurotiales; Aspergillaceae
Exons: 2
Coding region: 1-942 (313 amino acids)
Source: RefSeq, a predicted model, not a curated record